UUCAAUCCAUUUCCCUUUCCCUUCUCUUAAACCAAACAAUUGUUUUAUUAGAUUUUCUAAAUUAUAAAAGGUAACAGUCCAAAGACACAGUUAAAGCAGCCGAAGGAAGGUAAUGCAUGAUUGUGAAGUGAUCUUUAUCUUUUAACUUGCGAAGUGUAUGGUCUUUUUAUGUGGGUUUUCUCUCGAUCUGUUUAUCUGUCCAACUCCAUUCAUUGAAGUCAGCCAGCAUCAAGAAAUAGUAUAGAGAAUGGAAAAACAGAAGAGUUUUCGUGGAUUUAUGGAAAAACAGAAGAGUUUCCGCGUGGUGAUGGAGAGGCAGCUGAGCUUGAUGGGAAGUGAUAGGAAGAAGAGCAAGGAAUCACCUGGGAAACGUGGUGACUUACCCAUUCAUUUAGCUGCUCGUUCAGGGAACUUGACUAGAGUCAGAGAGAUACUUCAAAAUUGCGAUGAAACAAAUGAUUUGUUGGCAAAGCAGAACCUGGAGGGGGAGACCCCUCUUUACUUGGCUUCAGAGAACGGACAUCAUAUGGUCGUUAGCGAGAUACUUAAAUACUUGGACUUGCAUACUGCUUCUAUUCUAGCCAGAAAUGGCUACGAUCCCUUCCAUGUUGCUGCUAAGCAGGGUCAUCUUGAGGUGCUGAGGGAGCUUCUGCACUCUUUUCCCAACUUGGCCAUGACUACCGAUUUGGCCAAUUCAACUGCUUUGCACACAGCUGCUACUCAAGGUCAUAUUGAUGUCGUCAAUCUUCUUUUGGAAUCGGAUUCAAAUCUAGCAAAAAUAGCCAGGAACAAUGGUAAGACUGUCCUUCACUCUGCCGCUAGAAUGGGCCAUUUACAAGUUGUCAGAGCCUUACUCACCAAGGAUCCAACCACUGGAUUUAGGACUGAUAAGAAAGGUCAAACUGCACUACACAUGGCCGUCAAAGGCCAAAAUCAAGACAUUUUGCUCGAAUUGCUCAAACCUGACCCCGCAGUUUUAAAUCUAGAGGAUAAUAAAGGAAAUACAGCAUUGCAUAUUGCCGCAAACAAGGGCCGUACUCAGAACGUCCGCUGCUUGUUAUCAACGGAGGGUAUUAAUAUCAAUGCUACAAACAAGGCGGGAGAGACUCCUCUUGACAUUGCAGAAAAAUUUGGAAGUCCAGAUCUUGUCUCCAUAUUGAGGGAUGCUGGGGCUGUUAAUUCCACUGACCAAGGGAAGCCUCCAAAUGCAGCAAAACACCUUAAGCAGACUGUCAGCGAUAUAAAGCAUGAUGUGCAAUCCCAGCUCCAACAGACACGCCAGACGGGCAUGAGGGUCCAGAAAAUUGCAAAGAAGCUGAAAAAACUCCACAUAAGUGGCCUGAACAAUGCAAUAAACUCUGCUACUAUUGUUGCCGUUCUCAUUGCUACAGUUGCUUUUGCAGCCAUAUUCACUGUCCCGGGUCAAUAUGUCGAAGAGAAAGUACAUGGCCUUUCACUUGGACAAGCAAAUAUAGCAAACAGUCCAGCUUUCCUGAUAUUUUUUGUGUUUGAUAGCUUGGCAUUAUUCAUCUCUUUGGCAGUAGUGGUGGUUCAAACUUCAGUUGUUGUGAUUGAGCAAAAGGCAAAGAAGCAGCUUGUUUUUGUCAUUAACAAGCUCAUGUGGCUUGCUUGCCUUUUCAUUUCCAUAGCAUUCAUUUCUCUCACUUACGUGGUAGUGGGAUCACACUCAAGAUGGCUUGCUAUAUAUGCUACAGUGAUUGGAAGCUUCAUAAUGCUCUCUACAAUCGGUUCCAUGUGCUACUGUGUGAUUCUGCAUAGGAUAGACGAGACAAAAUUGAGGAGUGAGAGCCGGUCUUUCUCCAUGUCGCAUGCAUCAGACCAGGAGAUUUUAAACAGUGAAUACAAGAGGAUGUACGCACUUUAGGAUUAUAUAUGCUAUGUGUGGUUGCUACCAAGCAGCAGUAACAGAUUAUGCAAACACAAAUUAUGAUCUACUAUGCUAGACUACAGAAACUGUGGAGAAUCCAAUACAUCCACCAACAAGUAGAAAGGAUCAUCAUGUGUAUAGUAGUAGUACGAUAUUAGUGAAAUGAUACCAAUUCGUUCGAUGGCUUGAAACGAUAUUUUAUUUUAGCAAUCUGUAAAAUGUGUAUCGUCCUUGUGAAUGCAGUGAAAUCUUACGACUAA
Lathyrus oleraceus (garden pea) is the source of this 2148-nucleotide messenger RNA. RefSeq names its product ankyrin repeat-containing protein At5g02620. The transcript has 4 exons. The record is from RefSeq and is a predicted model, not a curated record. Lineage: Eukaryota; Viridiplantae; Streptophyta; Magnoliopsida; Fabales; Fabaceae. Gene Ontology annotation, molecular function: protein binding. Bases 248 to 1885 code for a protein of 545 amino acids. Gene Ontology annotation, cellular component: plasma membrane.